Molecule: messenger RNA, 747 nt
Organism: Engraulis encrasicolus (European anchovy)
Lineage: Eukaryota; Metazoa; Chordata; Actinopteri; Clupeiformes; Engraulidae
Product: forkhead box protein Q1-like
Exons: 1
Coding region: 1-747 (248 amino acids)
Biological process (GO): regulation of transcription by RNA polymerase II; anatomical structure morphogenesis; cell differentiation
Molecular function (GO): DNA-binding transcription factor activity, RNA polymerase II-specific; RNA polymerase II cis-regulatory region sequence-specific DNA binding
Source: RefSeq, a predicted model, not a curated record
AUGAAACUUCAGGUGCUCUCGGCGAGUCGUGCCACUGACACCUGUGGACAUCUUUGUGGGAAGAAGUCUCCCCUGCUGCCCGUAGAGGAGGAGCUGGGCUCGGAUGGGGACCGCUCUACUACCGCCACAAGCAGGGUGCCCCAGACACCGUCACCUGUUCACGAGACCGACACCGCCAAAUCAAACAAGCCCUACACGCGCCGCCCGAAGCCGCCCUACUCCUACAUCGCUCUCAUCGCCAUGGCAAUCCGGGACUCGGCCACCGGCCGGCUGACACUCGCCGAGAUCAACGACUACCUGAUGAAAAAGUUUCCUUUCUUCCGCGGGAGCUACACGGGCUGGCGAAAUUCCGUCAGACACAACUUGUCGCUCAACGACUGUUUCUUGAAGGUGCUGCGUGAACCCGCGCGCCCAUGGGGCAAGGACAACUACUGGAUGCUGAACCCUCACAGCGAGUACACGUUCGCCGACGGGGUGUUCCGCAGGAGACGGAAACGUCUCGUGACCACCAAGAAGAGAAGUGUGGAGGAGGACCCCGAGAACGGAGAAUUUGACACCUGUGACCAAAAACGCACCCAUGCGUCCACCCCUAUUCCCCCCGUGCGUAACGAGGGUAGAUUCACCGGUCCGUUUGCCAUCGACAGCAUCCUCAGCACACCUGCUACUUUCAACCCACGAGACGACCAACACAAAUUGGACUGUGUCUCCUCCAGAUUAGGCCACGACAGAGACGUGCGGUCAGGGUAG